Messenger RNA from Cucurbita maxima (winter squash), 1932 nucleotides. RefSeq names its product MLO-like protein 3. NCBI's taxonomy places the organism in Eukaryota, Viridiplantae, Streptophyta, Magnoliopsida, Cucurbitales, Cucurbitaceae. The record is from RefSeq and is a predicted model, not a curated record. Gene Ontology annotation, biological process: defense response. Gene Ontology annotation, cellular component: membrane. The coding region runs from base 160 to 1932 and encodes 590 amino acids. The transcript is spliced from 15 exons.
GCCUUCACCAGAAGUACUGGCGCCAAAGCUUCCACUUCAAUGGCCCCAUAACUCUCAACACUUUCAUUAUCGAUAUUAAAUCAUCUCCUUCUCGCGCCUCUACAGAAUCAAGAUCUCUUCUCCUUCUUCUUCGGAUUGAUUUUCCUUUGCUUUAAUGUAAUGGCCGCCUCUGCUGCUGCUUUGGAUCCUUCCUCCCUGCAAUUCACGCCGACUUGGGCCGUGGCUGCGGUUUGCUUCAUCUUCAUCUCCCUCUCGCUCUUCCUCGAGCAUUUGAUUCAUCUCCUCUCCAAUUGGUUGAAGCGGAAGAGGAAAACGGCAUUGUUCGAGGCGGUUGAGAAGCUUAAAUCAGUUUUGAUGCUUCUAGGGUUCAUGUCACUAACUCUUACGGUAACGCAACAGCCAGUAUCGAAGAUUUGCAUUCCGAAUAGCGUAGCGUUUACGAUGCUUCCGUGCCAGAGAGAAAUACAGAUCAAAGCGAUUAAGAAUUUGGAGAUGGAGCAACUGCGAUCGUCUUCCGCUACAAAUCGGUGGUUUUCGUGGCUGCCAGGAAAAUUUGUGAGCCUCGCGGCGGGAGGCGAAGAAGAGGAGAGUAGUAGUAGCGGUGAUUCUUCUUCUUCUUCUUCUUCUUCUUCUGAUUACUGUACUGCGAAGGGGAAGGCGUCGCUGAUAUCGCAAGGAGGAAUGAAUCAAUUGAACAAUUUCCUAUUCGUGUUGGCAGCUAUGCAGAUUCUUUACAGCGUUCUCACCAUGGCGUUAGGAAAGGCCAAGAUGAGACGCUGGAAAGCUUGGGAAGAAGAAACUCUUACGUUGGAUUAUCAAGUGGCCAAUGAUCCACAUCGCUUUAGAUUUACAAGGCAAACAACAUUCGGACGUCGACAUAUCAGUUCUUGUGCAACACCACCAUUUCUUCUCUGGAUAAAAUGCUUCUUGAGACAAUUCUUUCGUUCCGUGGCCAAAGUCGACUACUUGACCCUUCGCAAUGGUUUCAUCUCGACUCACGUACAGGGAAAUACUUCCUUCAACUUUCAAAAGUAUAUUAAAAGAUCAUUGCACGAUGACUUCAAAGUUGUCGUCGGCAUCAAUCCUUUCAUGUGGCUUAUAGUAGUCAUCUUCAUUCUUGUAGAUGUACAUGGUUGGAAUGCUUAUUUCUGGGUGUCUUUCCUUCCGUUAAUUAUAGUGCUAGCUCUUGGAACAAAACUUGAAGUAAUAGUAGCAAGGCUUGCCCUUGAGCUUCAAGACAAGACCGAUGUGAUCAAAGGAGCUCCAAUGGUGGAACCAAGUGAUGAUCUUUUCUGGUUCAAUCACCCCAAAUUUGUUCUCACCCUGCUUCAUUUCACUUUGUUCAUGAACGCCUUUGAGUUUUCGUUUUUUAUCUGGGUUACGCUACAAUAUGGGAUAAAAUCUUGCUACCACGAACACUUGGAGGUCAUCAUCACAAGAGUCGUCUUAGCGGUCACUGUUCAAGUGUUGUGCAGCUACAUUACUUUGCCUCUUUAUGCUCUAGUCACACAGAUGGGCUCACAAUUCAAAGCUGCAGCAUUAGAAGAACACACAGCCAACGCCAUAAAGCAAUGGCACAAAGAUGUGAAGCAAAAGAGAAAGAAGCAUCACCAUCACCAUCACCAUCACCAUCAUCACUACCUCGACUCGAGUUUGCACCAGGAAGGAUCGUCUCAUUCUACGGUUACCGAGCGUCAGUCGUCAAGAGUUUUCGAGAGGAGCAGCAGCAGAACCCUAAGCUCUCAAGAGAUGGUGAGCUCUUUCCAUCAUCGAGCUCCAACUUUUUCUGAGUUCAACAAUCUUGGUACUAUUGAGUCUAAUAUUGAGUCUAAUGAGAUAGUUGAAGAACCUAUAAAGAUAAAAAUAAGAGAAAUUAAUGAAAUUAGUGAAAUUCAUGAAAGAAAAAACCUGGGCUUCAUAGAUUUUGGUUAG